Messenger RNA from Mesocestoides corti, 1536 nucleotides. NCBI's taxonomy places the organism in Eukaryota, Metazoa, Platyhelminthes, Cestoda, Cyclophyllidea, Mesocestoididae. The record is from the annotation of a GenBank genome assembly.
AUGGCAUCGUUUUUUUCUGAUUUUGAGGAUCAGUUUUCGGAGUACACUUGGCCGCGACUCAUAUAUAGCGCUGUUCGGGCUCCUGCUUACCACUUUUACUUUGAAAUCUCACUAAUAAUCGGGAUAAUUUGGCUCCUUUUCAAACGUAGCUACAAUAUCCGUGACAAUGCAGAGCUCUCUUCUUCGGAGAAAAAACAGUUGAUAGAGGAGUGGGUACCUGAGCCUCUAGUUCCCGCAUCAUGGACUCCACCAAAGAAACUACUUGAACGAUUCCACAGGGCUUCUGUUGGGGCCGUUAAAAAAUAUGUUCAAUUCGAAGACAGAUCAUCUGGCAAAGACAAGCUGAAAACAGUGCCGCACCUCAAUGUUGCAAGUCUUAACUUCCUUGAUUUCAUUGGCGAUGAAACUCUGAAUCAAGUUGCAAUUAAGGCAUUAAGAAAAUAUGGUCUCGGAGCUUGUGGUCCCCGAGGCUUCUACGGCACUUUUGACGCUCAUCUCAGUCUCGAAAAGGCACUUGAAACGUUCAUUGGCGUAGAAGAAGUUGCCCUUUACUCCUUCGGCUUCUCCACAAUCGCCAGUGCAAUUCCCGCCUACGCAAAACGCACAGACAUUAUCUUCGCUGACGAGGGUGUUAGUCAGGCAGUCCACGAGGGACUACUCGCUUCUCGUAGCACCAUUCGCUAUUUCCGCCACAAUGAUAUGGACCACCUUGAGGAACUGUUGGCUGCUCAGCAAGUCGAGGAUGUAAUCGAUCCGAAACGUGCGUCGCAGAUUCGUCGGUUCUUUGUUGUCGAAGGUCUGUACCUCGACUACGGUGACAUAUGUCCCCUCCCUCGAUUAGUUGAUCUUAAGUACAAGUACAAGGUACGCAUAAUCUUGGAUGAGACCAUUUCAUUCGGAGUUCUCGGCGAAGCAGGACGGGGUGUCACAGAGCAUUUCGGAAUCAACGUGGACCACGUUGACGUCAUUACAGGUUCCCUCGAGACAGCAAUUGGCGUUUUCGGGGGCUUCUGCGCCGGUUCUCACUUCGUCGUCGACCAUCAACGCUUGUCGGGCCAAGGAUACUGCUUCUCAGCCUCCCUUCCACCGAUUCUUGCUGUCGCCUCCGAAGCAGCGGUCGAGUGCCUCCAAAAAGAGUCCGGAAGUCGCCAGAGACGUCUGCGUCACAUCGCCCACCUCCUACAGGACCGUCUACAGGAGAAGACGCUGGCGCAGUACUGGACCCUCGAUCCAGCCACACACCCUGACUCCCCGGUGAAACAUAUCCGCCUCGCCGUUGGCAAAAACACCAUCGACAGACUGGAGGAGGCCUGUGAUCUGGCCAGUUCGCUGCCGCAGAGUCUUGAGGUGUCGGACAAGGCGCUCCUCACGACACCCGUCCUCUUGACCGUAGCUCGCCACGUGGAGGGUGCUCACCGCAAAAUCCCAGCUCCAAGCAUCCGUCUUUCUCUGAACUACUCCAUAACUGACGACGAACUGAUGCACAUCUGUUCGGUGCUCGUCAAAGUGGGUGAGGUCAUAUCUGCCAAAGACUAG